AUGUCAGAGGUUGAACAGUUUAUAUCAUCUGAACUCGGAAGAUUGGGUUUGUGUAAUAGCGUCAAAAACAUAAAGACAUUGGGAGGAGGUUGUAUCAGUGAAGCAGCUUGUUACAAGACAGAUAAAAGAGAUUUCUUUGUCAAGACAAAUGCUGAUCCCAGGGCCAAAGAUUGGUUUGCUGCCGAAUUUUUGGGAUUAGAGCGUAUCAAUAUUGCUGUUCCUGGUUUCGCGCCAAAACCAAUACAUCAUCACGCAAAGGAGAGAGCUUACAUUGUCACAGAAUAUGUCCCCAUGACGAGACCAAGCGCAAACACACAAAAGGAGUUGGGCCAUUUAUUAGCCAAAUUACAUACAGGUCCAUCGUCAGCAGAAAAUCAGUUUGGGUUUGAUGUUACCUCAUGGUGCGGUACAACCAUCUUGGACAACACAUGGUCGUCUGACUGGCUGCAGUUUUACAAGCAACAGCGUUUAGAGCCGUUGUUGAAGCAAGUGCAAGGUCAAAACAGAGAUAUUGAUCAAUUGGGGUCAUCCCUUUGCUCUCGACUGGAACAUUGGCUUGGAAAAGAUGCAUUGGGCGAGGUAUAUCCGUCGCUGUUGCAUGGCGAUCUUUGGAAUGGAAACAUGGCUGCCAAAGUAGCUGAUAAAAGUCCACUGAUCUAUGAUCCUGCAUGCUUCUAUGGCCAUUAUGAAACUGAAUUUGGUAUCAUGAGAAUGUUUGGAGGAUUUACGCAAGAGUGCUUUGAUGCUUACGACGAUACACUGGUCAAUGACUCCAAUAUCGAGUUGGUGGAGGAGGGAAGAGCAGAUCGUGCAUUGAUUUAUGAAGCGUACCAUCAUUUGAAUCACUAUGCCAUGUUUGGUGGUAGCUACAGCUCAGGAUUUAUCGAUUUAAUGGAGAAAUUGUUGUAA
This is a messenger RNA of Mucor velutinosus, 909 nucleotides long. RefSeq lists its product as uncharacterized. The transcript is spliced from 2 exons. Lineage: Eukaryota; Fungi; Mucoromycota; Mucoromycetes; Mucorales; Mucoraceae. The record is from RefSeq and is a predicted model, not a curated record. Bases 1 to 909 code for a protein of 302 amino acids.